CUCACACACACUGGAGACAUGGAUGGCCCUCUUCCCCAGCUGCACGCGCCCUUGUUGCUCCGUGCACCGCACCUCCUGGACCGGGCUCAGUAUCCCGCACGGAGCCCAAAGUGUGCACGCUGCAGGAACCAUGGUGUCGUCUCGGCACUCAAGGGCCACAAGCGCUUCUGCCGGUGGAGGGACUGCGCAUGCGCCAAGUGUGCGCUCAUCGCUGAGCGCCAGAGGGUCAUGGCAGCGCAGGUUGCUCUCCGCCGACAGCAAGCGCAUGAGGAGAGUGAAGCCCGACAGAUGCAGCAGAUCCUUUACCCGGGGUCGGGGCUCAUGGAGAGAGGGGUCACACCAAGUAACACACUGGGGCUACACACCGCCUUCAGCAGCGAGCACAGGAACAACGGAGAUCCUGUGAAAAAAUAUAUGUUUAAUGGCUUCAUGGUUGGCUCUGACAUGCGCCCGGUGACGUCCCCGUUGGCCAAUACUGACCUUGGCCCAGAGGCCAGUCCCACAGAGCCAUUUCAGCUUGGUGGAAACCAGUCUCCCGGGCUUGACCGGCUCUCUGACCACACUACAAGCCCGCGAUCUCUCUCCUUGUCAGAUCUGGAGUCGGGAAGCGAGUCAGACAAACCGAAAGUCGAGGCGUCUGGAGACGUGGCGAGGUCAGUUUCUUCCGGUAGAGAGCGCGAGCCUGUCGAGGUGCUGAUGAAAAUCUUCCCUCAUGUCAAGCAGGAUGUGCUGGAGUCAGCUCUGAGUACAUGCUCAGGAGACAUUGUGAAGGCCAUCGAAAUGCUGCUUGCCUCUAAAGAGGGUCAAGAGGCAGAUGAACCGGACGCUCCGUUAACUGAGAACACAGCGGCGGUGCUGCAGCAGUCUCACACGCUCCACCUUCCCACCUCAAAGUCUGCCUUCUCCCCGCUGCAGUCCUCUGUGGUUAAACCUUUCGGAAGUGACAGCUUUUACGGGCUCAGUCCGUGUUUCGGGAUCAAUCCACUGCGUAUUGCGUAUUCUGGUGGUGGAGGCACGUUUCCAAGUUUUAUCUCUCCAUACUUGACAUCUGGACUGCUCCCUGCCUUGCCUCUGCGUGCACCCGUCGAUUAUCCAUUUCCCCCCAUGAUCCGGGAUUUGGCCUACCAGAGCAAAGACACUCUCAGCACCGCAUCUCUCUACUCAGGACACCGGAAGUGAUUAAUACUGUACUGUUAGAUUUGUAUAUUAGCCACAGCAAAGAAUGUGGUGAUGCGGUUUUAUAUGUCUCCAGUUUUGUAGCCUAUAAAUGAACCUCUCUUGCCUUGGAAUGUCAGCACCAUUCUAUUUUUGUAUCUGAUCAUAUUUUCUAGCUUUCUAUUUUGAUUAGCCUGAACUGUACAAAGCCUGUAUUUUCAUGUUUUGUAAAUAAACCCUCCACUUGGAGAAAAAUCAGAA
Messenger RNA from Neoarius graeffei (lesser salmon catfish), 1416 nucleotides. Its product is annotated as doublesex- and mab-3-related transcription factor A1-like. Gene Ontology annotation, cellular component: nucleus. The record is from RefSeq and is a predicted model, not a curated record. Bases 19 to 1179 code for a protein of 386 amino acids. The transcript has 2 exons. NCBI's taxonomy places the organism in Eukaryota, Metazoa, Chordata, Actinopteri, Siluriformes, Ariidae. Gene Ontology annotation, molecular function: ubiquitin binding; DNA-binding transcription factor activity, RNA polymerase II-specific; RNA polymerase II cis-regulatory region sequence-specific DNA binding. Gene Ontology annotation, biological process: regulation of transcription by RNA polymerase II; sex differentiation.